AAGUUAAACGAAAAUAAAAUAUGGAAAUUAAUCCAAGUAAGAUGGAUAUGGAGACUGCAGAUUUAAAUCCUACGGAAUGGUUUCAGAAAUUCAUUGAAAUUUCGAGAGAAAAAUUUGAGUUAUCAAGAAAAUCUUCAGAUGAUAGAGUAAGAUCUAUAGAUGUUGAUGAAUAUGAUUAUCAAGAAUUUGAAGAUAAUGAUGAUGAUAAAAAAUUUUAUAUCAAUACACGAAAAACACAGUAUGGUUUGUGUAUGACUCGCAUGGCUCCUUUAUUUGCUAGUCAUCCACGACUCGAAAAAAUUUGCAAAGAUUGGAAGAAUGAGUUUCUUCCUUCAGGCUUUACAAAAUAUACAUGUACAUUUAGCAUCAAUAUUAAUGAUCAUUCAGUUGAUGAAUUACAUGGAAAAGCAAAUGAUCUAGAGUACCUAAUAAAUUUCUUUGGAAGAAAUUUAACUUAUCUAGAUGUAACUGAAUAUCCUUAUUCUGAAAUAAUGCCAAUAAUCAAUGCUAAUUGUCCAAAUCUUGAGACUUUUUAUAUUAAAUUCAGAGAUAUAAUGAGUCAAGAUUUUGAAAAUUGUUUUUCUAAUAUGUCCCACCUUAAAACACUGAAGAUUUAUUGGCAAUGUGAAAAUUCAACUCUACCAAUGACUUUAGCCAAGUCAUUUGAAAAAAUUGGUGAAACCUUGAAAGUUUUAUAUCUUUUAUGUAUUUUAGAAAGAACUAAUUUUUUCUCACCAGAUUCAUUGGCUUCGGUAUUUCCUCGUCUAAUUGCUUUGAAUUUUUUAAGUAUACGUAAUUUUGAAUUAAGUCAACUUUUUCUCCAGUCGAUAGGUGAAAUAAAAAAUUUGGCUGAUUUAAGAUUACACUCUUUUUGGCCGGAAAAACAUUCAAUGUUUGAUACAAGAAUCAAUAUGUAUCCAAUUGGGAAUUUAAAAAAUCUCGAGAAGUUAGAGAUUGAUUUUGAUUAUGGUGUUAGAGAUGAACUUUUGAUUAAUCUUGGUAAAAAUGCUAAAAAACUAAAGAAUUUACAAAUAGUUGGCACACAUAUAACUGAUACUGGUAUGAGAGCAAUUGAUAAUUUACAAGAAUUAGUAUAUUUUUAUCUUGGUUCGCGAACAGCAACGAAUGAAUUUAUCACUGAUGAAUCAAUUCGAUGUUUAUUCAAUAAAAAUUUAAAGUUCAUGAAGUUAAUACAUUGCAUUAAAAUCACUGAUAAAGGGGUAUCUGAACUUCUUGAAAAUUUACCAAAUUUAUUUAGUUUAUAUAUUACAAAUACGAAGGUAACUGAUAGAACUGUCAUUAGAAUAUAUAAAUUAAAAGAUCCUGGUGAAAAACCACGAAUUGUAUAUGAUGAUGAGCCAUGUGACUAUUAUUAAAUAAU
Aphidius gifuensis is the source of this 1381-nucleotide messenger RNA. RefSeq lists its product as uncharacterized. Lineage: Eukaryota; Metazoa; Arthropoda; Insecta; Hymenoptera; Braconidae. Bases 21 to 1376 code for a protein of 451 amino acids. Gene Ontology annotation, biological process: SCF-dependent proteasomal ubiquitin-dependent protein catabolic process. Gene Ontology annotation, cellular component: SCF ubiquitin ligase complex. The record is from RefSeq and is a predicted model, not a curated record. The transcript is spliced from 4 exons.